CCUUUAUUAUUAAAGAUUUUUCUGAAUAAUUUAUCCUCGAAAGAAUCUAAUUUGAAAUUUAUAUUUAAUAUGUUGGAUUGAGUGAUGUGCAGGUGGUCACCGUCCGCAAGGUUUCACAGCAAAAACGGUAAAAGAAAAAUGGCCGAUUCGGAGGGAAUCACCAAGCACCACGCCCUCUUCGUGACCGUGCCCUUCCAAGGCCACUUCACGCCGGCCGCCAACUUCGCUGUCAAGCUCGCCGCCAGGGGCUUCAUCGUCACCUUCGUCACCACUGAGGGGUUCCACCACCAGCGCGCCGCAUCCGGUGCCGUGUCCGUUGACGGCCACGAGGUCUUCGCCGACGCCCGCUCGAUGGGCAUGGACAUCCGCUCCGAGCUCGUGAGCGACGGCCUGCCCGUGUCCUUCGAUAGGACCUUGCAUCGGGAUCAAUUCUCCGAUGCCUUCUACCACCUGCUCCCCUCCCAUGUCGAAGAGCUGAUGCGGAAGCUCCUGCUCGCGGAGCCCCCUAUCGACGUCCUCAUCUCCGACACCUUCAACGUGUGGCCUUCGACCUUGGCCAAGAAGUUUGGGCUGCCUUAUGUCUCCUUCUGGACCGAGGCGGCGCUUGUCUUCGCCAUCUACUACCACGUGCACCUCCUCGUCGAAUAUGGCCACUUUGGUUCUCCUACAGAGACUCGCAAGGAUGCCAUCAUGUACAUACCCGGCGUGCCGUCCAUCGAGCCGACGGACCUCGUGUCGUUCUUUCACUCGCCGGAGGCGUCAUGGCGGGUGCUCAGGAACGUCGGUAAGGCAUUCGAGGAGGCCAAGGGGGCCGACUUCGUGCUGUGCAACACGGUGCAGGAGCUCGAAGCAGAGGUCAUCGGGGCGCUGCAGCAGGAGCGGCCAUUUUACGCCGUAGGGCCCAUCGUUCCUGCCUCCGGCGAAGGCGGGGCAGCGACCAGCCUAUGGCCCGAGCUGGAUUGCUCGCAGUGGCUCCACUCCAUGCCACCGCGCUCCGUGCUCUAUAUUUCGUUCGGAAGCAUCGCCCGGGUUAGCAAGAGGGACAUGGACGAGAUCGCCUACGGAGUCCUCGGCAGCAAAUUCAGCUUCAUAUGGGUGAUUCGGCCAGGAAGCGGAAGCUCGGAGGCCAGCCCACUUCCCGAGGGGUUCAUCGAUGCAUGCAAAGGGAGGGGGAUGGUGGUGCCGUGGUGCCGUCAGAAGCAAGUCCUGCUGCACCCGGCGGUGGGCGGAUUCCUGACGCACUGCGGGUGGAACUCGAUCCUGGAGAGCAUGUGGUGCGGGGUGCCGAUGCUGUGCUUCCCGGUGAGAGCGGACCAGCCAACGAACCGGAAGCUGGUGGUGGAGGACCUGAGGAUAGGGAUCGACGUCGGAAGCAUCGGUGAGGUGAGGGGAGCGGAAGUGUCGAGGAGAAUCGACAGCCUGAUGGGAGAAGUAGGCGGUGCGCUGAGGAAGGAGAUGGAGGGAGCUCAGAAGGCGGUCAAGAGUGCGGUGACUCCGACUGGUUCGUCAAGCAAGAACUUGGAGCAGUUUACUGCGGAUCUGCUGAAACAUCUGUCGGAUAAGAAGCGAGAGCGAUGAUGGUGU
Molecule: messenger RNA, 1584 nt
Organism: Musa acuminata subsp. malaccensis (wild Malaysian banana)
Lineage: Eukaryota; Viridiplantae; Streptophyta; Magnoliopsida; Zingiberales; Musaceae
Product: UDP-glycosyltransferase 86A2-like
Molecular function (GO): UDP-glucosyltransferase activity
Source: RefSeq, a predicted model, not a curated record